Molecule: messenger RNA, 3334 nt
Organism: Monodelphis domestica (gray short-tailed opossum)
Lineage: Eukaryota; Metazoa; Chordata; Mammalia; Didelphimorphia; Didelphidae
Gene: MEP1A
Product: meprin A subunit alpha
Biological process (GO): proteolysis
Cellular component (GO): membrane
Molecular function (GO): protein binding; zinc ion binding; metalloendopeptidase activity
Source: RefSeq, a predicted model, not a curated record
AUGCACCUUUACCUAGAAGAUUCUUUUAUGAGAGAUCUUGAACAAGGUCUGAAUGCUAAAGGAGUUAUUCUUUAUGCCUUUGAAAUGUUCCGUCUCAAGUCCUGUGUGGAUUUCAAGCCCUACAAUGGAGAAGAAACUUACAUCAUAUUUCAGGAGUUUGAUGGGUGCUGGUCUGAGGUUGGAGAUAAACAUACAGGGCAGAACCUUUCCAUUGGUUCAGGAUGUGACUACAAAGCUAUUGUUGAACAUGAAAUACUGCAUGCAUUGGGGUUUUAUCAUGAACAGUCAAGGUCGGAUCGGGAUGAUUAUGUGAAUAUUUGGUGGGAUGAAAUUAUUCCAGGUUAUGAGCACAACUUCAAUACUUACAACGACAGUUACAUAACUGACCUCAACACUCCCUAUGACUAUGAAUCUCUGAUGCACUAUGAGCCAUUCUCCUUUAACAAAAAUGCAAGUGCACCCACCAUCACAGCCAAGAUCCCUGCAUUUGAUGAUAUCAUUGGGCAGCGUCUCGAUUUCAGCACUGUUGACAUAGAGAGGCUUAAUCGCAUGUACAAUUGCACGGCAACUCACACUCUUCUGGACCAGUGUUCUUUUGAGAAGCAAAACAUUUGUGGUAUGAUCCAGGGCACCAGAGAUGAUGAAGACUGGAUUCAUAAGAGAGGAGAUAGUCCUGGACAAGAAGAUCAUACUUUGGUUGGAAAAUGCAAAGAGACAGGUUACUUCAUGUAUUUUAACACCAGUUCUGGGAUGAAAGAAGAAGCUGCUCUCCUGGAGUCAAGGAUUCUUUACCCCAAAAGGAAGCAGCAGUGUCUCCAAUUUUACUACAAGAUGACAGGAAGCCCCUCAGACAGACUUGUUGUUUGGGUCAAGAGAGAUGACAGCACUGGCAAUGUCCGCAAGUUGGUGAAGAUACAAACAUUUCAUGAUGAUGAUAAUGACCAUGGCUGGAAAAUUGGCCAAGUGACCCUCAGAGAAGAAGUUAAAUUCCGCUACCUCUUUCAAGGUUCAAAGGGAGACCCCCAGAAUUCUGCUGGGGGGAUUUUCUUGGAUGACAUUACUCUGACUGAGACUCCCUGUCCCAGAGGGGUCUGGAUGGUUCGAAACUUUUCUCAGGUCCUUCAGGACACACCAAAAGGUCAAGGGCUCGAUAGCCCUCGAUUCUACAGCUUAGAGGGAUAUGGUUAUGGAGUGACCUUAUACCCAAAUGGCAGAUACACUUCCACUGUCUCUGGCUAUGUUGGACUUACUUUUCAUCUCUUCAGUGGGGAGAAUGACGCCAUCUUGGAGUGGCCAGUGGAAAAUAGACAGGCCAUCAUGACAAUGGUUGACAAUGAUCCUGAUGUCAAGAAGAGAAUGUCAUCAAGCAUGGUGUUUACCACCUCCAAGAACCAUCUAUCUUCAGCCCUAAAUAAUUCUAUCUGGGACAGACCAUCCAUUGUGGGGACUUAUGACCGCACCUGUGAAUGUUACAGAAGCAUAGACUGGGGCUGGAGUACCGUCAUUUCUCAUCAGCAACUACAAAAGCGGAAUUUCAUUAAAGAUGACACACUGGUCAUUUUUGUGGACUUUGAAGAUAUUACCUACCUUAACCGGACUGAAGUUCCUGUUCCUAGUGUGAGGCAGAGGCCCUCAGGUCUGAUUCUCCAGAAUCCAGAGCAUUACACACCACAGGAGGAUUCCAAGACAAUGCCAUUAGAAGAAACCCAACCUGGCAGCCUGGAUGCUAGACCUGGGCGGCAGAAGCGGUCUGUAGAGAACACGGGCCCCCUGGAGGAUCACAACUGGCCACAGUACUUUAGAGACCCAUGUGAACCAAACCCUUGUCAGAAUGAAGGAAUCUGUGUGAACGUGAAAGGAAUGGCAAGCUGCAGGUGCGCCUCCAGUCAUGCCUUCUACUACACUGGAGAACGAUGUCAGGCUAUGCAAGUCCAUGGAAGCAUCCUGGGAAUGAUGAUUGGAGGAAUUGCUGGGACUAUUGUGUUGACUAUUGCCAUCAUCUCCAUAAUGUCCAAAAGGCUGACACCAGGAACAAACUAUUGAAGUCUCUGAAGUAGUUCCCCUACAACCACUUUUUCCUCUUCCCUUCAAUGUAUCCAUUGAAGGUCACUUCUUACCACCUUCAUUUUAAACUUGCAUUCUCUGAAGUGACCACCUCUCUUUCUGGUUAAUGCCCUAAUUUAGGUCUGGCAUUAAAUGAUUUAGAAACGUUUUGACUCCUAAAGAUAAAAGUUACGAGAUGAAGCCCAUUGGAUGAAUUCAGCUAUGAAAUGUAAAAUCUCUUAUGUCUCUCUUAGCAGUAGGCAGAAAGGAAGAUCUGGACUGUAAACAUAACAGUAAGAAUAGCUGACAUUUAUAUAAUGCUUUAAGAUUUGCAAAGAACUUUUGCAUAUGUUAUCUCACUUGAUCCCCACAUCCCCACCCUGCAAGAUAGGUACUAUUAUAUUCCCUAUUUAAAGACGAGGAAACUGAGACAGAGUUUAAAUGACUCAUCCAGAAUCACAUAGCCAGUCAGAGUUUGAAGCCAAAUUUGAACUCUGGUCCAAACCCAAUACCAUAUCCACUAUACCAUUUAGUUGGUCCUACCUCUUAAAGGGAUCUUUUAGCAGGAAAAUUUCAAAAAUAAUAAAAUUUUAUUGAUUUUUAAAUGUUUUACAUUGCCUUUAUUUUCUCCUCACAAAGUCGAUGCUACACCUAUUUCUGUCUCCAUUUUGAAGAUGAGAGAAUUGAGGCUCACAGAUGUAAUUAAUUUAUUGAGGUAACACAGUUUUCAAUUAGUCAACAGUCAUUUGUAAAGUGCCUACUAUGUGCCAGGCCAGGUAUUAAGUGUUCAGGAUACAAUUACAGGGAAUGAAAUAAUCCCUACUCUUAAAGAGUUUACAGUAGAUCUGAGAAGACAGCAUGUAUAUAUACACUAUGAAAUAUAAAAAUAAAUAUAGAAUAUAUAUAAAUAUAAAAAUGGAUAAAUGCAAAUAAAAACAUACUUAAAUGAGAAAUAAAAUGAUGGCCACAUAAUGGUCUGUGUGUCAACAAUGGGUCUUGAACUCCAGUCUUCUUUACCCCAAGGCCAGUCCUCUAUGUACUAUACAUUAUGUUUCUCAUCUAUGGUCAAUAUUGAUAUGAAGACAUAUAUAUGUAUGCAUUACAGCUCUGCCUCCAAUACCUGCUUUCUCCACCAUAUUUAUUGCCUUCUCUCUCACAUCUAAAAAUGGUCCAAGGUUUCACAAUAUUCUAAGAAUGAUUUGAACUCAGGAAGAUGAAUCAUCCUGAUUGCAAACCUGGCACUCUAUCUACUGCAUCACUUAACUGCCCUAAUAAAGGUUUAUUAAUUAAC